UACAAGAAGUACGUUUCGGAUAUGAAGAAGCUUUCUUACUCUGCCAUUUCCGUCAGAUACAUCUUCCGAAACAAGCAAUUGAGAUUGCUCGUCUUGAUAGCGAUAACAACAAGCGAUAUUUAUUUCGAGAAUCCUUAACUUAUAAAUCAAAGAAAUACGUGAUUCAUUUUUUGUUUCGCGAUACCGAUAAAUCCAGCUAUCGAACCCAGAAGAUAUAAAAAAACACUAAUUGCGGCAUUCCGUCAUACUUCCCGGAAGAAUGUGCAAAUGUAUGUAAAUCACAGUCAGAGACGAAUACUUGAGGACAAUAAGACGGGAAAAGAUUCGUGAACGAUUGCGAGGUAAAAUGAAAAUUCUAAAGGCGCGAAGCAAGAUUGGUAGAAUGAGAAAGCAAAUUCUUGGAAACAAAAAUUGUCACUCACACACGCGGGAACAUCAAUAAUUUGUCGAAAUUAAAUUGUAUGAAAAAUAUUUGUACUUCAUACAAUAAGAAUCGAAAUAAAUAUAGCCACUCUUUGAUGCCGUAGAGUAGUAGUGUUUCCCACCGCUGAACUAGAUAAGCAAUAAUUUUAGCGGAUGCCAAAAAUACGCAUCCUCCGGUACUCGUAUUGUUUUCGUACUCGUACAAGUCGACAGUAAUUACACGUUUUAACGCGAUUUAAUAUCAUCCCUAACUAUCCAAGUACAGGAUUUUAAUAACGAUGACAUUAAAGCCCCUAACGAGGUUACGUACAACUGGGAAUUUUCCUCUAAUAAUAUCAAACAACAUCGGAACUAUACAAUGUCUUUGAACGACAGCGUUAUAUCGUUUUUAUUUGCUCUAACUUCUGACGUAGAACGAUUGAGCGACUAAAUGUUGAGAGUAUAUCGAAUUAUACCGAACAGACGAAGCGGAUAGAGCGAAACAUUCGGAAGAACUUCAUUUCUCGCGUUAAAUCGCGCAACCGUUUAUCGUGUUGUCGCGUAGUUCAAUUUAUCACGGCAUUAAAUCUCGUUUUAUGCUAUGCCCUCCUGGUCUUAUUUGCGAAAAUAUCAAGACGCGUCUAGGGGAGAAGUAAGUUUUCGCAGGUGUUACAACUCGUGAAAUAUGCGUAUGCGCGAGCAGAAAUUUCUCUCGGUAAUCAGAACGAUAAAAUUGUCGUUAAAUAUUUUGAAUCGUUGAUUUGGCGAGAUGCGCGUGAUUUUAUUGGCCGAGUUACGAUGCGGACUGGUUUGCGGGGGUUAAAGUGGAGGGUUGGGUGCGUAGUAGAUGGGCGCGUGGUGCAAAGGUGAGCAACUCGAGAGACGUCACUUGUUCACGAUCUGGCGAACGGUGCGCUUUUAAGAUCAUCCCUCGCAUGGGGGGAGGGAGGCGCCAGCGUUAUUACUGUUUUCCACACGUCAUUGAUUUCGGCUGGAACUGUCGAGAUUCGAGCAACAGAUGAAUUUGUUCUUUGCCGACGAAUACCGAAAGGAUUUCUAUGAAGCAAAUAUCUGACAUUUAUGGGAAGACUAUUAAUUGUUUUCGAAGUGAGGGAGAACGAUUAUUGUUGCGUGACUUAAAAGGGAACAGAGGGCAAAGUGAUUUAUUUCUGUCGCAAACGGUGAUUAAGAUUCGUGAACGAUGGAUGUGUCGGAUAAAUAUUCGUUUUACGAGAACAUUAGCGACGAAUUGGAAUACUUGGAAAAAAUACGCGGUCCCAAGUAUUUAUCUUUAACGUUGGUCGUGCCUGUUACCCUUACGUACGUUAUCAUCUUCGUAACCGGAUUUGUUGGCAAUGUGAUCACUUGCAUCGUUAUAUGGAGGAAUCCGACCAUGCAGACACCGACGAAUUAUUACUUGUUCAAUUUGGCGGUAUCCGAUCUGCUGUUUUUGAUAUUGGGUUUACCCUUCGAAUUGAGCGUAUUUUGGCAACAAUAUCCAUGGCAAUGGGGACUAGGCAUAUGUAAACUGAGAGCGUACGUCUCCGAAACGUCCUCUUACGUGUCGGUACUAACUAUAAUGGCAUUCUCAGUAGAAAGAUAUUUGGCAAUUUAUCAUCCUCUUCGUCAUUAUGGAAGUGGUCUGAAGCGUUCUAUACGAUCUAUAUUUGGUGCAUGGUUGAUAGCUUUGAUUUUUGCUAUACCAUUCGCUGCUUACAUUGAUAUAGAUUACGUUGAGUACCCACAAAACUCGAAACGAAACUCGGAAGAAUCCGCGAUUUGCGCGAUGCUGAAGGAAAACAUGCCAAAUUUCCCUCUUUACCAGCUUAGUUGUAUCUUCUUCUUUCUCAUACCCAUGGUGUUUAUCGCGGUGCUUUACGUGAGGAUAGGGUUGCGAAUACAAAGUGAUACCCUCGCGCAAAACGUCGAGGGAUACGUUCAUGGUGAAACCAAACAAGCCCAGUCACGGAAAACCAUCACACGGAUGCUGAGUGCCGUAGUGAUCACAUUUUUCAUCUGUUGGGCGCCAUUUCACAUUCAACGAUUAUUAUACGUGUACGAAGAUUCGACGUAUGAUGACAUAAACCAGUGGGUGUACCCGCUCACUGGUUGCCUUUACUACUUCAGCACCACCAUCAAUCCCAUCCUGUAUAAUGUGAUGAGCGCGAAAUAUCGGAAUGCUUUUAAGGAAACAUGUCGAUGCUCCCCUAGCAAUCCAUCCAUUAGCAGAGUUGGCCUGAGUAGCAUGAGAGAUUCCAGUACAAUUUGUGGUGUCAGGCCUAGUCAAGCAUCUCAGGUGUUUCGAGAAAGAAGCGUAAAUAGCCAACGACAUGGGAUGUACAGCGCUUCGGAUCCUGUGAAAAACAAGUCGCACGAGGCAGCUCAAUUACAGGCAGACGAUGGAGAGGAUGAAAAGCGAACGAAUAACGUACCUGCGAACUAUUUUUUGACAGCAGACAAAAACACUAACGAAAUCGGUGCUUCGCGAUAUUUGCAACAGACAAAAAGAUCAUCGAUCCUAAUACACGCGAAAAAUAGACGUCUCAAAUAUCAAGUGUCUGACGAAGAUGAGACUCCCUCGAAUGAAACGCACAUCUGAUCAUCGUAUUUUGGCAGAACGGUAUAUAUUUAAGGAAUAGCGCACAGAAAAGUCAAUGAUAAUUUCAAACAAAAAAAGUUAAGAACUUUGUGAUAUUAUCGCGCAAGCUUCGUUCGUUGUAACCCUUUAAGAUCAUCCUUCCAAAGUAUUAAUCCCUGGCUUAUCUUGUCAAGGAAAAUGGCUCACAUGUUACGAAUUUCCCGCAUCUUUGUACAUUAGCAAGUAACGGAAAAUCGGAAUUUACGUAUUUGCUAGGAUCGAUUGAAGAUAUUGAAAAGUACUUUGAAAUUCGUGUGGGAACGUUUAAGGAAGUUUGAUCGAGUGUAAGGUAAGUGUGGUCGACCAAAUGUAGCUUAAAUAUUUACCAUAUAUCAAAUAUUUACCAUAGCGAGACUGGAAUAAAAAUUGAUAUUCCAGCUUAAGAAUCGUUGAUACGAACAGCUGAAAUUUAUAGGCGGGAGAUAAUUUCCAAACGAUAAAAAGAGGGCUUCAAGAGGACAAAACUAUAGACAAGUUAUUAAAUUGUACACACGUAGAAUACAAUUACGUUAUCUAAAAAUACUAUGUCGAAAAAUGCUGCGGAUUGUAUUCCAUUUCUAACAUGAUAUUGAUAUGGCUUUUGGUGACCCUCGGUAUUUUGUUAGACUUUUGUGCUGUCACGUACAGACAAAUAUACAGGAUCAAUAGCAGCUUUUUUCCAAACCAUGGAACGCAACAUUAUCAAUGCAUUCACUGUGAAUCUGUUACACGUGUAAACAUCCCAUUAGAUUAUAGCCGGCACUUAGAAAAAAAAUCGAUUGUAUUCACUUAUCUAUCGUCUAAACUGGAACUUGCUUCCCUUAUCCUUACUUCAAAAAUCCCAAGAGCUUUUUACCAUGCAAAACAUGGAAAGUCUUUUCGAGCGAACUAACGAAAAAGAUCUUCAUCGGUAUCUUUUCGUCACAAGGAUGGAAAAUAUACGGUCGAACGGAUCGCCAAGCUUAAAAGUUUUCGCAACUUCAUUGUUAACAUUUCCAGGAUCAGAGAGGUUUACAGUCGAACAUCAAGAAGAAAUUUUAUCUUGAUGAAAAUCUUGGAAAAAUAUUUAACGAUACGUUUGGCGACAUUGAAAUUUUGUAUAAUCGAAUACCAAAAAUAAAGAAACGAAUUUGUGUAAAAUCUGAAGUACAAAACAUGUAUAUAUGACUGUAUCUAUUGAUGAAUUUUAAUCUUUUGUUCCUACAAAAGAUUGUUUUCACUGUUCACCUUCAAUUAAUGCAACCAUAUUAUUACAUGUUAAUGAGAGUCAAUUCAAUCAACUUUCCUUAGUAGUUAUUAAUACUUAUCGAAGGUAUUGAUCCCCUUUCCUUUAACAAAUUUUCUUCGAUACCGGGCAGUCAAAUUAAUUAUUUCUUUUGAAAUUGUUGAAACUUAAAACUUGUAGUGAAUUUCGCGAUAUCUAUUUACAAAAGUUAGAAGCAACACUUUCCAACUUCGAUUAAAAUCUAAUCAAGUUUAAUUUUAGUCACUGUAUUCGAUUCCUAUCUUUGAUAUAAUGAACGAUUGUCAAUAAGUUUCGAAUAUAACACGCCAUAAUGAGGAGAAACAAACGUAAAAUUGUUAAAGUACUCAAAGAGCAAUUUCAAACGGCUAUGAUAAAUUAUGAUUAUGGAUCGCUCCAUUUUCAACAAGAUCUCUAUACUAUUUGAUUGUACCUCUGAUUGUAACAAGUACACCAUUAGUAUGGUUUUUGAAUCGAUAAACGUCAUACACUGCAUAGAAAUCAAUCGCUAUUUAGCUACAAUUUUGUAAAUAAGUCUACUUACUAACUGUAAAUUCGCACGUUCGUGGGGAGACGCGAUCUCGAGGAAGCGCGCCAACGGGAGUCGUAAAUUCCCGUUACGAUUGACUAAUCGACGCCACGAAUCGUUCGAUCCCUUAUUUCUUGUGGGAUAAUAAGGAUAGUUAACUUGAAUAUAACGCUGCUGUUAACAGGUAUUAUAUAUUUGCACAAUCCAACAACUUCGGUGUAAUACAAGUGAAUGGUUGAUAUAAACUGACUACGAAUGAGUACGAUCUGAGACUCUGUUCGUGUUGUCGCGUAUAAUGUGUUGUGUCGACUGACUGUAUUCGACUGACUUGAGUGGAUCCUUGGUGACGACUGACUUAAGCUGAUGUUUUGUGAAGACUGACUUGAACUGAUCUUGGAUCCAGACUGGCUCUCCUGAUGUCGUAGUAGAAGUAGUUGACUUGAACGUUGUCGCAGGAGAAGUAGUUGACUUGACUGUACGAAGGAUGGGAACUCAGUGCUGUUCGGUGACGAUGCUGUGUCACGAUGAAAGCUAAGGAUGAGUGUGUCCCUCGAACGAAGAACGCGGAUUCGUUAUUCACACCUUUCGUCAAUGAAGUGAGGGUAAACGUCCGCGAUGCCGAUUGGGUAUGACUCAUGCGAAUGCAGAAGGAGAUGAGGAGGUCUCCCACCAACGUGGGUCGGGGUGAUUUCAUUCCUGG
Molecule: messenger RNA, 5491 nt
Organism: Bombus huntii
Lineage: Eukaryota; Metazoa; Arthropoda; Insecta; Hymenoptera; Apidae
Product: neuropeptides capa receptor-like
Exons: 6
Coding region: 1604-3001 (465 amino acids)
Biological process (GO): neuropeptide signaling pathway
Cellular component (GO): plasma membrane
Molecular function (GO): neuromedin U receptor activity
Source: RefSeq, a predicted model, not a curated record